AUGGAAGUUUCGUUUCUGGGAAUGUUACGAUAUUACGGCCGUGUUGGACUCGCGGGAUGGGGCGCUGGCGUUGGAGCUGGGGCUGUGUUUUGCGCAAUCCUACCCUUUGUCUUGACUGUUUGGCUCGAGUCCUUUUUACGGGACUUUAUUGACUGCAUUUAUGCACUUACAGGUGCCAUGCUCGUGGCAUUCUUUGUCGUCCUCCCAGGCGCACCCGUCAACUAUCCUCACGCGCAACAAGAAGUGUCAAAGGUGGAUGUCGAGGAUGCUUCUCUGCUAGCCCAGGAUCCCGUUGAGCAGCUCUCACGCAUGCUCAGCACGAGAAACCGACUCAAUCUUACUAAAGCCAUGAUUCGACCAUUCAUGAUGCCUUUGUUCGGAGCAUUUGCUAUUCAGGCUUUGGCAUACCCAGGCAUAGCUCGAGCCUUGCCUCUUCCUACAUCGUACACGUCCUUCUUCUCUUACUUCACCACCUACGGCCUUGCUUUCCAGCUCGGCAACUUUAUCUCCCGAACGCACACGCUUCUCUUCCGACCCACCAGUACCAAGGCCGCUUUUACCAUAAUCGGAGCUUCGACAUUCAUCUUGCUCGCCAACUCGACCUUUCUGAUCUUCUCAGCAGAAGUCCUUGUUGGAUUACUGGCUUUCGGGGCCGGUCUUGGCGGAGGAGCAGUCUAUAUGACUAUUUUCGACCGAGCGCUGCAAGAUAAGUCUUUCGAGUCGGGAAUCAAUUUGGAAUUUGGUCUUCAGAUAGUGGGCGUCGGCGAGACUACUGGUGUUAUUGUUGAUGGUGCCACACAAGUCAUUGAUGAGAAGGAAUAA
Fusarium musae is the source of this 822-nucleotide messenger RNA. RefSeq lists its product as uncharacterized. The record is from RefSeq and is a predicted model, not a curated record. The coding region runs from base 1 to 822 and encodes 273 amino acids. The transcript is spliced from 2 exons. Gene Ontology annotation, biological process: regulation of intracellular pH. NCBI's taxonomy places the organism in Eukaryota, Fungi, Ascomycota, Sordariomycetes, Hypocreales, Nectriaceae. Gene Ontology annotation, cellular component: vacuole; membrane.